Pelobates fuscus (common spadefoot toad) is the source of this 1346-nucleotide messenger RNA. Its product is annotated as cell cycle control protein 50C-like. Bases 163 to 1236 code for a protein of 357 amino acids. The record is from RefSeq and is a predicted model, not a curated record. NCBI's taxonomy places the organism in Eukaryota, Metazoa, Chordata, Amphibia, Anura, Pelobatidae. The transcript has 7 exons. Gene Ontology annotation, cellular component: plasma membrane; Golgi apparatus; endoplasmic reticulum.
ACCACAGCACAGAAUGACACUACCAGCCCAUCUUAGUUACUGAUUAACUCCAGGAAGUAGAUAACAAUUCCAUACUGUUCAGCAUGAAGUCAAUGAAAGCUAUAUAGGCCAUCAGGAGAUAUGUGCACAUUUUUUACUACAUAAUUAUUUUUAUAGAGGAAUAUGAAGAAAAAGAAAGCCAAUUCGGGGGAGAAUGCUCCCCCAGUCUCAAAGUGUCCGGAUAAUACUGCCUUUAAGCAGCAGAGAAUCCCAGCAUGGAUGCCUACGCUGAACGCCCCAUCAGUUCUCAGCACAUUUUAUAUCAUUGGUGCAUUCUGUCUCGCUGUAGGGAUCAGCAUGAUUGUGGCUACAUCAAAUGUUCAAGAAAUAUGGGUAACAUAUUCGGAUUACUGUUCUGAAUGUACAGAACUUCGUAAAAAUUCCUCUUAUUCUGAAAUACCAUGCACCUGCACAGCAAGCUUCUCUGUACCAGAGGAAAUUAAGGGAAACGUGUUUAUGUACUACGGCCUUACAAAUUUUUUCCAGAACCAUCGUCGUUACGUCAUUUCACGAUAUGAUACACAGCUUCUGGGUAAAAAUGUAACCACUGAAGAGAACGUCGUCAAGCAGAGUUAUUGCUCCCCAUUUACUGUUUACUCAAAUGGAACCCCAAUGGCUCCCUGCGGGGCUAUUGCAAACAGUUUGUUUAAUGACUCAAUAACACUUUCAUUCCAUCCCAAUGCAUCUACCACCAUACAAGUACCCCUUCUGCGGACUGGGAACACCUGGUGGUCUGACAAGAAUGUGAAGUUCCAAAAUCCAAAACCAAAAGAUAAUCUCAUCCAAGCCUUUGCUGGCAGUGGAAGGCCGCCAUACUGGCAGAAGACCCCCUAUGCGCUUGAUUCUCUCGAUCCUAACAAUAAUGGCUAUGAGAAUGAUGACUUCAUUAAUUGGAUGAGAGUCGCGGCCUUACCAAACUUUAGGAAGCUUUACCGACGUCUCUCUCGUGUCCAGGAGUUUUCUAAUGGCCUCCCAGCUGGAAACUACAGCUACACUAUUGAAUAUAAUUUCCCUGUGUCCAAGUUCAGUGGACAGAAGCAUGUUAUUCUGGCUACACUGUCAUGGUGCGGGGGAAGCAACAUGUUCCUGGGCAUUGCCUACACGGUCACCGGAGCGCUGAUAAUACUGACUGCUUUUGUCAUGCUGGCUGUGCACUUGAAAAACAAGAAGCAGAGAAAAACGUUCUCAAGAAAGUGAAUAUCUAAAACUGGGAUGAUUAAUACCAAACCGUUGCGUGGACAGCGUGAACAUCUUUCCCCAGCAAACCACGUGUAUAAUAAAAAAAGUAAAAAGUUCCAAGAUGUUGA